Molecule: messenger RNA, 2563 nt
Organism: Brienomyrus brachyistius
Lineage: Eukaryota; Metazoa; Chordata; Actinopteri; Osteoglossiformes; Mormyridae
Product: CTD nuclear envelope phosphatase 1A-like
Molecular function (GO): protein serine/threonine phosphatase activity
Source: RefSeq, a predicted model, not a curated record
AAAAUGCUGUUUAGUUACUUUUGUUUAUCAUUGUUAACCAAAAUUAGUGAAUUAUAUUAGGUAUCUCGAUUGAAUAAAUCCUUCACACCCAAACUUCAAAUUUCCCAUAUCUGUAGAAUUUCAAAUUGUCUUUAAGUCACUCACUGUCAUAUGUACAUGUUGGCACAUAAUCUGUGUUUUUCCUGUUGUUUAAAUGCAAUUGGUUUGAUAUAGAUCUACACAUAGCGUAAGUAGCUAUUCCGUUAACAGCAUGAUUAUUCCAGUCGGAUCUGAUCCAGAGAUCGCUGUCAGUUUCUAUUGCGUGAUACCAGGAGGUAUGCACGAUAUAUCUAAAUGAUGGUGGGUUAAUCUGGUAUUCAUAACUAUAUACAAAACUUGUUCAACUAAUAAAACUGUUCGAACGAUUUAGAAUGAGUUAUAUUUACUAUUAACGCUAUAUUUUGACAUUAACAACUGGUGAAAAUUAUUGCCCACCAGACUAUGUCUAUCUGACCGAGCUCUAAAUAACGUAAGCUGCUGCAGAAAAAUAGUUAGGUAAAGCUUAAAACUAUUAAUACAAAUGACUAAUAGCAGAAAAGCAUGUCUCAAUCUUUAAUGUAACCGCAAAUAAAAAUAUACAGCAUUCGCUAUAUUUUGGUCUACAUAACAUGACUUUAAUUAAAGACAAAUGAAAAAGGAAAACAACAAAGUUGAGCAGAGUACGGCGGUCGAAUUGAGAACCGGUCCAGCGACCGAGGGAAAAAAUACCAGUAUUUCCCCUUCGCGGAAGUGACGUAAGAACGGCAAUGGCGACUCGCAGUAAGGUUCUGGAUUCACUGAUAACUGAAAAGCACUCUUGAUGUCGUUGUACUUUUUGGUAGUGUUUGUCAUUUGUCCGCGGUAGCGUGCAAAAAUGAGACAUUUCUGAGGUUAAAAUAAGCCAGUCUUAAAGAGUACUAGAGUCUAGACCACAUAGGGUCAGCAACCUAAGAAUACCGGUCUGCAACUUGGUUUUUUGCACAUUGCAUUUUUAAUGUCAAAUUUGUAAUUAGCCAUUUUUUUCGUAUUUUAUAUUUUAAUUUUAAUAGGUGAAUGCGACAUCGAAGAACUGAUCUUACACCAGCAAGCCAGUUAACAAGUCAGAACAGUUUGCUGGCUUGGUUCUCUUUCGGACAGGCUAAUUGUAUACGACUCUGUGGUACUUUGUGGUGGUCCUGCGAGGGUGGUCCCCUUUGGGGACUGGCUUCACGCCUGUGUGGAAUAUACUUUCUCUCCCCGCUUCUCCGAUCCGUUUCGUUGUCCCUUUUCUACGUCGUCGACAUGCUGAAGACCCGGCAGUGCUUACUCUGGAUCCGCACUUUCCUCGGAGUCACGUCCAGAAUAUGGGGCUUCAUAUUGUGCGUUCUCAGGAAGCACCUCCGCACGAUCAUCCAGUAUCAGACAGUGCGUUACGACCUCUUACCCCUGUCGUCCAUCUCCAGAAACAGGCUCAAUGCAGUUAAGAGGAAGAUUUUGGUGCUGGACCUGGAUGAGACGCUGAUCCACUCGCACCAUGACGGCGUCCUGAGGCCCAGCGUGAGACCCGGCACCCCGCCGGACUUCAUCCUCAAAGUGGUGAUAGAUAAGCACCCAGUCAGGUUCUUUGUGCAUAAAAGGCCUCACGUGGACUUCUUCUUGGAAGUGGUGAGUCAGUGGUACGAGCUGGUGGUGUUUACCGCCAGCAUGGAGAUCUACGGCUCUGCCGUGGCGGACAGACUUGAUAACAACAGGAGCAUCCUGAAGCGCAGAUACUACCGGCAGCACUGUACACUCGACCUGGGCAGUUACAUCAAAGACCUCUCUGUGGUACACAGUGACCUCUCCAGCAUAGUCAUCCUGGACAACUCGCCAGGAGCCUACAGGGGCCACCCAGACAAUGCAAUACCCAUAAAGUCCUGGUUCAGUGACCCCAGUGACACUGCACUUCUCAACCUGCUGCCCAUGCUGGACGCACUACGGUUCACUGCAGACGUCCGCUCCGUCCUUAGCAGAAACCUCCACCAGCAUCGACUCUGGUGAUUGGCCCAGUGAGGCUCCUUAUGGCCCAAUCAUUUUUUUUUUUUUUCCUUUUUCUUCAUUUUUUUGAAGCCCUACCCAUUGACUGCCGACGGAGUCUCCCACACCCUCCCCCCAAACCCUGUGAAAAGUGUAGUGUCUUUGCACCCCUCCCCCUCUGCCCCGGUGGGGUGCAGGCCCAGAGAGACGAGGCCCCAGGGGAUGAACACUGCCGCUGGCAUUUUCGUGGGAUUCUGGGAGCAUCAGCAGUGGUCGCUGGGACAGACGGAGCUCCCGGUUUUAUACGUGUCUGGAGCGGAGUCUUGACUGUGAAGCGUGUCGGUGUGUGUGGGGCUGCACUGGCUGUUUUCGCUUGGAAGAUGCUGUCAGCACACAGAACUCCUGUCAAGCCAGCCCAUGAGGCCAUCUCCCCCCCCCCCCCGCAAGCCCCCACCUCAGUCAUUACUUCUUGACCAUUUGCACUUGAUUUCUGCAUCUUGUUCUUUAGAAAUCAGUUAAAGCACAGCAUAGGUGUCUCUCUCUCUCUCUU